UGUGUGUGUGUGUGUGUGUGUUUCUGCCGCGAGGCGACUACGACCAGGCCAGCAAGAUGGGCGUCGGAGCGGCCAACGGGGACUACUUCCCGGCGGAGAGGCUGGCCAACCACCCCCAGGACACCUGCCGGUCCUCACGCAAGGACGGCUUGGGGCAGCACAGCACCCUGGCUCAGGUGCCUAACCGGGGGCAGGUCAUGGGGGAUGACUGGAUGGGGCGGGUCCAGCGGCAGGUGGGAGUGUUGGAGAGGGCUGAGUGGAAGGGGAUGAGCCACUUCGCGAAGCUGCGCGGGGUAAGCGCAGCACCACGGAUGGGCGGUGCACAGCCACCUUCACUCGUGUGUGUCUGCUGUGGCCAUCCCUUUGCAGGUGUAUCAUUAUCGGGAGUGGUCGUUUUGCGAGUUCGAAGAUAUGGACAGCUACAGCACGCUCCACGGGCGCCUCUUCGCACGAAAGGCGCCCAUGAGCGAACACGAAGCCCACCAUUGGACAAGGCAGCUAGUGGAGACGCAGCAGGAGCUCAAGAAACUCCGCGUCUAUGUCGGGUAUGCCCUCAGAUACACACACGACAUGGUCCAACGCACUGAGUGAUGUCACCUGUGCGGCUUUGUAGUUCAUGGGACCUGAAGGACUACUUAGUCGACGGCAGCGGCACCGUCAAGAUCGCCGAUAUGAAUGGGGGCCGACACUUCCAUCCGUACAGUCAGGUCCGACCCCCCACCCCCCAACAGACAUCACAGCGACACACACGAUAUCUCUUGGUGUGUGCAGGAUGGUUCAGUAAUGUACUGCCGAGAUGUCUGUGGCGAGCAGCACAGCACACCGCCUGAGGUCUGUCGCGCCCACACAGACAGACAGACAGACGAGAAGGCACUUACAUGUGUGUGUGUGUGGUUUUUUUUGCCGCUGCUGAUGUCCAGAUUGCCGCCAGGCACGCCACCUUUGACCCCGACAAAGCCGCCGUAUGGAUAAUAGGGUGGUUACUCGACAACUUCGACACACACACAUACAGACAGACGCCAUAUUCUCUCGCGCUGGGUGCGGCAGGUGUGUGCUGCAGAACAUCCUGUUCCACCCCUAUAGCCAGGGCACCCACAACUGCCGGCUGAUCACCAACGAGGCCGCCGACUUCAUCCAGACAGCCACAGCCACCGGCCCCCAAGAGCGACCGACACUGAAUGAGUUGCUGCGCCAUUCCUGGUGCGCUGGGAAGGACACACCCGCCACGCUGGUCGGCUGAUUGACAUUGUCCCUUUAUGUGUGUGUGUCUCGGAUUGAUCAGGGUCCUGUUUCCACCGCCCGGCGCCGUCGCUUCUACGCUACCACCACUGUGCACGGGGAGGGCAAGGCUUCGAGCGUGCGACGGGUGGGUGACGUAUAGGACCGAGACGGUCGAACAGCAGCUCACGCCGGCUUCGAGAUCGAUGGAUUGCCAACAAUGAAUGAUGAGGUUAGUCCGGCAAGCAGAGCUAAGUUUCGCUUCUUCAUGCAGUCCUUGAUGUGUCUCUUCUGUGUCUGCAGCACUUUCUCAUCGCUGGCUACAUUUUGUAUCUUCUCGAAGGGGAUCAACAUAUUCACUCGCGCGCUGCAAUGGUAUGUGGCAUCAUCCCAGGGAGAGACGUAGGGCGGCGAUGGGCGAUACAUCCCGGACUUCGACGUCCUCUCGGUGCCCCAAUACGAUCUGCAGGAUGGCCCGCACUUACUUCGACUGGGACGGCCACCAUCAGGACACACAUGAGGGCAGCCGACUGUCGAGGAACGGGCUCGGGCGGCGCAGCACGCUGCUGUGCGUGGACACGGCCAACGAGGAGCCUGGCAACGCCAUGCAGGGGGUGCAGCUCAAGACUGCAGCGGGUACAGAAGGAGGGACGAGAGCACUUCGCCCGCAUCCAGGUGAUAAGCCAAAUGUGGUCAUCGCCCCUGGUGGGGGGGAGGGGGCGAGGCGUUCAGACAUACAUGUAUUUCUCUUGUCUGUAAUAUGUAGGCGUAUCAUCAUCGAAAAUACACAUUCCUCGAGUACGGAGACCUCCGGGGGUGGACUACCCUGCAGAACCAGCUCACCAGCUCGACGAAGGAGGGGCGGUCAUGACUGAGAAGGCGGCGAGCGGGUGGGCAAGGGAGCUUCUGGAGAGGCACAGGGAGCUGAAGCAGAUGGGCCAAUACUUCGGGUACACACACAUAGACACACAAGAGGAUUGA
Vitrella brassicaformis is the source of this 2199-nucleotide messenger RNA. The record is from the annotation of a GenBank genome assembly. NCBI's taxonomy places the organism in Eukaryota, Vitrellaceae.